Molecule: messenger RNA, 1508 nt
Organism: Onychostruthus taczanowskii (white-rumped snowfinch)
Lineage: Eukaryota; Metazoa; Chordata; Aves; Passeriformes; Passeridae
Product: zonadhesin-like
Exons: 3
Coding region: 51-1508 (485 amino acids)
Source: RefSeq, a predicted model, not a curated record
CAGGCACCAACGGGGCCACCAAUGUCAGUGGGGUCUCCCAUGAGGCCGCCAUGGCCACCAACGGGACCGUGGCCACCAGUGAGGGGUCAGGGGCCACCAACGAGGCCUUUGGGGCCACCAAAGAGGCCACCACAGUCAAGGAGGACGUUGUGGCCACCGACGUGGUCAGUGCGGCCAGUGACAGCGACGCGGUCGCCGUGGCCACCAGCGAGGUCGCCGUGGCCACCAGCGAGGUCACCAUGGCCACCAGGGGCUCCAGGGAGGCUCCUCCAGCCUCGAUGGCCUCCGGUGGCCCAACGGAAGCCAAGGAUGGCCAAAGGAAGGUCUUGGGAGGCGGCCCAAGGGAUUGUCCCGAAGAGCCAGCGGAGUUUUUGGGGAAGUCAACGGAGCUCAACCAAAACCCAAGAGAAUCAUUGGAAAAGCCAACGGAGCCGUUGGAAAAGCCAACGGAACCCAACCAGAACUCAACAAAAGCCUUGGGAAGCCCAACUGAACCCAACGAGGACCCAAUCAAACCCAACGAGAACUCAACGGAAGUCAACGAGAAUGCAACGGAAGUCAACGAGAGCGCAACGAGGCUCAACGAUGACCCAACGAAACCCAACGAGAACCCAACAAAAGCCAAUGAGAACUCAAUGAAACCCAACGAGAACCCAACAAAACCCAACGACAACCCAACAAAACCCAACGAGAACUCAAUGAAACCCAAUGACAACCCAACAAAACCCAACGAGAACUCAAUGAAACCCAAUGACAACCCAACAAAAGUCAACGAGAACUCAAUGAAACCCAAUGACAACCCAACGAAACACAAUGAGAACUCAAUGAAACCCAAUGAGAACUCAAUGAAACCCAAUGACAACCCAACAAAACCCAACGAGAACUCAAUGAAACCCAAUGACAACCCAACGAAACACAACGAGAACUCAAUGAAACCCAACGAGAACUCAAUGAAACCCAAUGACAACCCAACAAAACCCAACGAGAACUCAAUGAAACCCAAUGACAACCCAACAAAACCCAACGAGAACUCAAUGAAACCCAAUGACAACCCAACAAAAGUCAACGAGAACUCAACGAAAAACGAGAACGCAAUGAAGCCCAACGAGAACUUAACGAAACCCAAUGAGAUCUCAACAAAACUCAAUGAGAACUCAACGAAACCCAACAAGAACUCAAUGAAGCCUUUGGAAAACUCAACGAAACCCAACAAGAACCCAACGAAACUCAACAAGAACCCAACGAAACUCAACAAAACCUCAACGAAACCCAACAAGUACCCAACAAAACCCAACAAGAACCCAACGCAACCCACCAAGCCCCCGAGAACCCCCGUGGCGGCCGCGCCGUGGCCGACGGUGCCGCGGCUGAAGCCGCUGCGGCACGCGUCGCAGAAAGAGAUCGUCCUCUACGCCCACUUCCGGGGGCUGCCCUACGCCAGCGCCGAGUGCCGCCACGCGCCGCUGGCGUUCCGCGGGCACCCGCGGGCGCUGGGGUUGUGGCUGUAG